AUGUCGCAGAGACCUCUGCGCCCAGGCUCAUGGUCCGAAGAUGUGCCUCAGUCUGAUGCCGAGCGUGCUGGGCCGGUAGGCAAGGCAUCGCGAAGAUCUCCUCUGCGCACUCGUCCACAGUCCUGGCAUCCAUAUGGCCCUGUGGAACCGCCGCUGGACUCUUCAACCCAGCUGCGCCCUAUCGGCGUCCAUGCCAUCUUGAAUCAUCCCGAGCAGGCUACAGCCGAGGCUGGCUCCCGUGGGCGUCGGGAGUCCUUGGGAUUGCCGGCACCGUCUUCUUCUCCUCGUUCGCGUCAGGGCUCUCUACCUUCAGCUCGGCCGGUGCAUCCUCUCGCCCAGCAGCGGCCAUUAUCUCCCAGAACGCAGCCACAUUCCAUGCUGACUCCGGAGUCACCAUCGGCUCGGUUUGUAGGCGGAGCCGCCAGAAGCUCGGGUCCAUCCAGCGUUGUCCAGUCACCGUUAAUCUCGGUAUCUCAAGAACCUUCAAGGCACCCAGCCUCCACCUCACCAUUACCCUUGGAUUCCAUGCUCAGACCAAUCACCUCAUUACCUCCAGCUUCCACUUCGCUGCAUUCAACCCCGACCCUGCACUCGCGGCGGUCCAGCAAAGGCCCAAGCCGGCUCACCACCCCAAACUCCCAGGAAACAAGCCCAACAACACCGCAUUCCACGUCCGGACCGUUCUCGCGCGCCUCUCCCGCCAUGGCGCCCGUCUCCUUCCCUCCCAGCGUAACCGCCUACUCGACUGCACCGCCUUACGGUCCAGCUGACCCCAUGAACAGAACGGCUGGCCCGCGGCCCGCUGACGAAGGAGGCGUGGGACUGGGACUGACCGCACAGAACACACAGUCCCUGGGCGGCGGCGGAGUGUUGAUUCCGUGCGUUUUGGACUUGAAGUCCGGCUCGUCCACCCAGGCAGAGAAACGCAAGGCAAACAGCGACGCUUCGAGGCGGUUUCGUACUCGCAAGCGAAAUGAGAUGCAGCUUGAGCUGCGUAUCACCGCACAGGAGGAAGAGAUCCAGAAGAGUGGCGGGAUCAUACGUCGUCAGACGGAGGAGAUUCGCGCCCUGAUGCGGCAGCGAGACCAUUAUCGGUCUGAGCGAGACUUCUUUCGUGAUCAUCUCAGCCGUUCGGGUUCCUUGAACCAACUGCCUGCCCGGCCAGCCUCGCCCCCUCCGCCCACGCCUGCUCCUGCUGCUGUCGCCGUCGCACCAAUGGAAGCAGGAACGACACCCGGAGGAGACCUCUCACGAUCCGCAUCCAGUUCGCAGCCAAGCUCUACUGGGCCAGUUCCAUCAGCGCACUUCCCCGAUCCCGCUCGUCCCCCGGGCAGCUGGACGGGCAGUCCAACGCCAUAUUCGCCUGCACCACCGACACACCGGGGCCUUGCGCCUGCUGGACCGCCUUCCGUGACGGGGGGCCUCUGCCUCCACUGCAGGGGGCGUGGCGACAAUAACCUGUGUUUUUCCUUUUUGUCUGUGUUAUUCUUUUUAAUCCCCUCUGCUGCCCGGAGGAACACGGUCGCUGGCAUGACCGCGGCAGAGGGUGUUGUCGUGAUCUCCAUUAGCGAUUCCAAAAAGCGCCUUGUCUGCUUCGGCCGGGUGUAUUAA
Molecule: messenger RNA, 1611 nt
Organism: Penicillium lagena
Lineage: Eukaryota; Fungi; Ascomycota; Eurotiomycetes; Eurotiales; Aspergillaceae
Exons: 1
Coding region: 1-1611 (536 amino acids)
Biological process (GO): regulation of DNA-templated transcription
Molecular function (GO): DNA-binding transcription factor activity
Source: RefSeq, a predicted model, not a curated record